Portunus trituberculatus (swimming crab) is the source of this 5971-nucleotide messenger RNA. RefSeq names its product sodium-coupled neutral amino acid transporter 9-like. The transcript has 12 exons. Gene Ontology annotation, molecular function: amino acid transmembrane transporter activity. Gene Ontology annotation, biological process: amino acid transmembrane transport. Lineage: Eukaryota; Metazoa; Arthropoda; Malacostraca; Decapoda; Portunidae. The record is from RefSeq and is a predicted model, not a curated record. Bases 220 to 2097 code for a protein of 625 amino acids.
UACACGUUAGCACACGAGAGUCGCGCCACAAUCCACUCGCCAGGCACCCUCUGCUCAGGCUCAGAGAAUGGUAAACAGUGGUCAGCUGGUCAGGCUUGGCAACAGUCGGUCACGUGGCAGUGCUCCCGCCACCCAAACGCAGGUCAGUCUCGUGCUCUUAUAAGACGCCACACGUACACAAAGGCACGCACAAGCAGUCAGAGGCACGCAAAAGCUGUGAUGGACAAACCAGAGGAGGAUUCUUUGUUGGACCAAGAGGAUUUUCUCAUUGGGAGAGACCAGGAGCAGCGCAAUGAGGUCAGGAGGGAAUCUUUGAGGGAACCGGUGGAGGAGGAGACACAGGAGGAGGAGGAUGGGGAGGAGAACACCAGUGGGGCGAUAGCAAUAUCCCAGGGCAGUGGACCACAACGGAUACCUCCCCUGCAUACGUCAGCCUCCUUCCCUCGGUUUACCGGGGAGCGCACACCCCUCCUCCGCCCCUCUCCCUCCUUUGUAGGGCUGUAUGGCUCUUCCUGGUCCACUCGUGUUGGACCGUCUCCAUACACAGCUGAUAACAAACCAAAAAGACGACCAUUCCAUCAUGCCGUGGCCACCAGUGAAUCUGCCCGCCGUACUCAGCCCCCGCCAGAUUCCACCAGUGGGGACGCUCACCUCUACAACCGCUACAGAUAUUACUCCCGCCUGCGUGCCGAUGUACAUCCCAGUGAACAAGCUUUGGUGAUUCCAGACCACAUUGUGCCUCGGGAACUGUUCCUGCCAUACAUUCCUGGCCAUGUUCCUGAUGCAGACGGCAAGCAGGCCUCUCACAUCACCAUCAUAGCCAUCUGGAACACCAUGAUGGGCACCUCACUCAUGACGAUGCCAUGGGCGUUUGGACAGGCUGGGUUUGUUGGCGGCAUUGUCAUCAUGCUGGCGAUGGCUGGCCUUGCCCUCUACACUGCCACUCGCCUCCUCACUCUUCAGAAAACCAUGGGUCUAGAGGGUCCGUCGAUGGAGCUGAGUCAGGUGUGCCAACAGCUGCUGGGUGGCAUGCUGGGACGCAUCACCGAGGGCCUCAGUGUGACCUUUUCUGUGCUGACGCUGGUCGGGGCACAGGUCGUCUACUGGGUCCUCAUGUCCAACUUCCUCUACAACACUGGAGAAAUUAUCUAUGAUGCAGUAAAUGGCGAGAUCCAUGAUAAUUCCAGCCAACUUCUGUGUCCUCCAAAUGUCACUGCGCGUGGUGAUACUGUACAUCAGCAGCCAGAUCCAACAGGCUUUCAUAAGUGGUGGCAGCAAGACUUCACUGUGCCUUUGUACCUCAUCGUGCCUUUCAUCUUCCUCCUUAACUUGCGUGAUUCCAAAAUCUUCACCUACUUCAACUCUCUUGGGGCUGUCUCAGUAAUGGUGAUGUACCUGUUUGUCAUUGUCAAGGCUGCUGGCUGGGGUAUCAAUAUUGACUUCAAUGACCCCACUGAUCCCAUGUAUGUCCCUCUUUUUAAGAACUCCUUCAUGUGUCUGACGGGAACACUCUCUCUGGCUUACUUCAUCCACAACUGUGUCGUCACCAUCAUGCAGGGAAACAGACACCAGGAGAAUAAUGUGAGGGACUUGACAAUAUCAUAUUUUUUGGUGGCGGCGACUUACAUUCCAAUUGGCGUCCUGUUCUACACCACCUUCCCGCUGCCCAAGUACUGCGUGGUGGAUAAUUUCCUGGACAACUUCCCACCACAUGAUGUCGUGCUGGCGGUGGUUCGUGGCUUCCUCUUCUUCCAGAUCCUGACAGUGUACCCGCUUCUUGCCUUCUUCAUCCGCAACCAGCUCUUCACCUACUUCCUGGGGGCAGGGCACGAGUUCCGGCUGUGGCGUGUGGUGCUCCUCAAUGUUGUGCUGGUCACCAUGUCUGUGCUGGUAGCCAUUCUCUUCCCCAGUAUUGGCUUCAUCAUCAGGUGGGUCGGUGCCAUAGCAGGGUUGGCGUACAUCUUCAUCCUGCCAUGCAUCACUUACAUGGUGGCACUGUACAGCAAGAACAGACUCAGCACGUCUCAGGUCAUUCUACACUCCACCAUUAUCAUUAUUGGCAUUGGCAACUUUGUGUCGCAGUUCUUCACAGAGUAAUAGUAUCUUCUGGGGCUGUCAAUCUCUGUUCAGUCUUUCUUUAGGAACCAACUUGCUCAAUUUUUAUUCCAUUUAAUGUUGCUGCCUUGUGACUUCUUAGGUGCAUUUUUGAAGAUGUCUAACGGACUUCCAAGGAGGUGUAGGGCAGGUGUUGCUUGUGCCUUCUUGAAGCUUUUGCAUCAGGAAAUUGAAUGCACAAAUAGCUUAAAAAAUCUUCCUAGUGAGAGAGAAUGCAAUGGUUAUCAUUCUUGGACAUAAUCAGAGAAAAAUGCACUCAAAACUGUGUGAUUUCCCAAAGAUAACACUUGUCUUUCUCAACCAUUUGCUUUCAUGAUUAUUAUAAAAAUACAAUAUGUAAAAUAGAGAUAUAUAUUCAAAACUUUGCAAUUCUGAAAUAUGAUGCCUUUCAUAAUAAUUUGCAUUCACCAUAAAUUAUUAAAUUUCUCACUAAAGCAGAAAUUUAAGAUGCACUGAAGUGAUAAAUUUCAAAAGGUACAGUACAGUUCAGGCCAGAAGUUGUGUCAUAUUAUUAACUUUCAUCCAGCAGACUUUACAAUAUUUCCUUCUUCACUGCUGGACUUACUCUUGUUAAUUUCACAUCACCUCUGGCCUGAACAGAAAGGUUUGUCCGCCACCAGCAGGUAGUGGCAGACGGAAGGUGCUCAAGUCAUGACAAUUAGUGCUCUACACAGUAACAUCCUGAUCUGCUGAGCUCUGAUGUUCCUGUGUAUUGCAUGUGUUUGGAAGUGUGUGCUUAGAAUUAUGAAUAUGACUGAUUUUAUUGGUCAAUUAAGUAUUUUAUUUUAUUUAUUUAUUUUUUUUACCUGUUAACUGUCCACCACACAAUGAGAGAUUAGUUGGAAGUGUAUAUGUUUAGAAACAAUUUUUUUUUUUACUUAAUAUUUUUUACUUAUUUAUUUUUUUUACUGUUCCAGAAAGUAUUCCAGCGUAUGUAGGAAAAUGACGUGAAAUUUACAAUGUAUGACUUCUGAGAAACAAAGCUCAUUAGGAAAAACUUGAUCUUUGUGUGGUGUUUUGAUGUUUUACUGACAUUUUUAUGUUAUUUCAUGACUUCUUUUAUCAUUAUUUUGCAUUUGUCUUCUUGUUAUUCUGUCUUUCCAUCUGAGGUCAGUCUUUUAUGUUUAUUUUUAUAGAACGUGAGGUCAGUUUGAUUUGUGUUCUAUCAUCGUUGAUGGUAAGCGUUCAGUAUUCCGACCAGAAGCUGUGAUGGCCGUCUCAAACAAUGAAAAGUCUUUAUAUAUUUCAGCAGAACAUGCCACACUUUCCAGUAUCCAUAAUUAUAUAGAGUAAUGAUACCUUUUUCCUUGAUACAUUUUUUUCUUUUUCUCUUUCCAACAUACUAAGUGUGAGAGAUGCAUUCCAAAAUCUGUCACAAUUCUGUAUUCAGUACUUAAAAACCCCUUCCCUUAUUUUGUAUAAAGUGUAGUCUAACAUAAAAACUAUUAUUUUAUAGAUGUUCUUUUUAGCAGUGUGAGAAAGUAUACUUAUUGUUUUUUUUACCAAUUCUACCCUCUCGUCCACAAAUUUGAGGAUAUUAAUAUACACUAAACUCUUCAUGUAGGUAUUGCUUCCAUCACUUUAAGAUAAUAUUGGUAUACACUAAAUUCUGGGUUUUUCCAUUCACUUCCAUACACUCUGCCUUUAUUACUGUACUCUGAGAAAACAGUAAUGCUCACUAAACUCUAUCUAGGCACUGGGGGAGUCUGAUAACUUUGGCAGUAGAUCUCACUGUUUUUACUCAAUUUCUUUAACUCUUUUAGUAGUACACCGUUAGAUUAUUUUUGAAGUCUAGGAGUUUCAGAAUCAGUUAAAAUCACAUGCAAUCACUUAUCCCUUUACAAUUCUUUAGUGCUGAAUGAUUUAAACUGAACUGUCUCAUGGUGUAUAAACAUAUAGAAGAUGAAACUUAAAGAAACCUUAAGUAAACAUUCUCAUACAGCUACAAAAAGCACAUCAAACAAGUCAACAUGUAACCUUGGAUCUUCAGUUUCUGUUAGUCUCAGUAGAUGAACUAAAACAAAACAUCUGGCACUGGGUAGCUACAGUGCCAGUAAUGUUUCUUGUGCAGUUUCUUCCUUGGCACCUUACCUGUGUCUUGGUGAGCUGUGCAGUGUUGGAGCCUCUAGUCAGUGCUAUGUUUGGCUGCCCGUCUGUUGGUUGGCCUCUUCCAGCUGGGGGGAGAGAAAGGAAAAGUUCUCCAUCAGUGACUCAGUUCCCCAAAUGCUGGUGUGAGGGUUGGUGUUGUUGGCCAAUUGUUCCGUGUUCUGAUUCAGUUUGUGUUAGUGAUUGUUGAUUUUGACUGUUAAAAAGUGCUGAAGGUUGGAAUAGUUAGUGUUUUAAGAAUUGUAGAGUAAUAUUGUUAAGAAGAGAGAGAGAGAGGAAGAGAGAGAGUGAGGAAGUAUUUUUACUAUUACAAGACUAAGUCAAGCUCAUAGCAUCCUGCCUUUCAACCUUAAAUUGUGAUAUCAGAGUGUGUGUGUGUGUGUGUGUGUGUGUGUGUGUGUGUGUGUGUGUGUGUAGAGAAAGAGAAAGGAGAGAUGAGAGCUUCAUUAGUAUCUAAACAAUACCAGACCUCAGAUAAGAUCAGAGCACAAGGAAAGCCACAAGAAACAGUAGAUCUAGAUACAUAUACGUUGCCAGAUUUUUAAUACAGAAGACUUGGUAUAGAAGUGUGUUUCCUUUACCGAUAGAUAGGGAAAUGCCUCACGGUUAGGAAGAAAACUGUCUCAUGCAUUACUAUAGCCCAUUAAUGAGGCCCUCUUCAACGUUCCUUACUUCGGGGCUUUCUUUGAGUGGCAUUAAGUUGCAUGAUAGUCUUCUUUGGUUCUGUUAUGCAUUAUUUAGUGUUAGUGAUGAAUGGUGCAAGGCAAGAUUAUUCCUAAGUUGUGGGGACCCUGUGUGAUGUUUUGAGUUGUGUGGUUUCCCUGGAUUUUCUUGGUUGUAUGUGUCAUGUCAGUAAUGGAGGGUACCAGGCAAGAUUUUUCCUUACUAGUGGGAUCCUGUGUGAGUUUUUGAGUAGCAUAGAUUGCCUUGGUUUUCUCGGUUCCACAUGUUGUUUAGUGUUAGCGAUGGAGAAAGCAAGGCCAGAUUUUUCCUUACUUGUGGGACCUUGUUUGUUAGUUUUCCUUGGUUCUGUCUCAGUGUUGAAGAGAGCAAGGUCUGAGUCUGGUGUCUUCUAUUCUAUACAGGGAAACCAAGAGGACAGGAUGCUAAACAGAAAGGGUAUUAACUGUUAAUCGUAUUCUCAACAGAUACUUCCGAGAGAAAAUUAGAUUAUAUUUUCAGUAGCGUGUAUGUAUUUUAGCAAGGAAAGUGAUCUUAUAUAUGUACAUAAGUAUAGAUAUUUUAUGUACUCAGAUGUUAAUGGUAUAUAUUUUGACAUGUAUUCUGUAUUUCUUACUGUUAUUAUUAUUGUUAUUAUUAUUAUUAUUAUUAUUAUUAUUAUUAUUAUUAUCUUACUUUAUGAUCCAAUCCCUCUCUUUCGUUGUCUCUCCUCUGAUUAUCUCUCUUUAUCUUUCCUUCUCUUUCAUUAUCUUUCCAUGUGUAUGUCUCUGUCUCUAUUAUUUCCUGAUCCUGUCCUUUUCUUUCAUUAUCUUACUUCCUGAUCCUGUCCUCUUUCAUUAUCUUUCCAACUAUCUACCUUGUCAGUGCAAUUCUCUCAUAUUUUAGUGGGAGAGUUGUUAAUUCACUUUACCACUGACUGUAAUGAUUGUUUGGGAUAACAUUGUCUUGUUCUAACCCUCCUUCAUUGUCCAAUACAACACACUCAUAAUUCCUCACCCAACAAAUAUAUAUUCCCUUCUUCUCUUUUUACCAGUUACUGAAAGCUAUUCAUUUUUUUUUUUUUUUCUAU